Molecule: messenger RNA, 436 nt
Organism: Notechis scutatus (mainland tiger snake)
Lineage: Eukaryota; Metazoa; Chordata; Lepidosauria; Squamata; Elapidae
Source: RefSeq, a predicted model, not a curated record
GCAUCUCCUUUCUCUCCCUUGGCACAGAUCCAAACACGAGGAGAUCGAGCUGGUGAGUGUGGAGGAGUUUUACAAAGACGCCCCUCCUGAAAUCAGCAAAUGGGACAUUACGCUGAACGACCCUCAUGAGCAGACCCUCUCCCGCCUCGACUGGGAACUCGAGCAGCGCAAACGGCUGGCAGAGAAGUAUGAAGAAAGUUUAGCCAACAAAGAGAAGAUCCUCAAAGAGAUAGAAGUGAAGAAAGAAUAUCUGAGCAAUCUCCAGCCUCGGCUUAACAGCAUCAUGCAGGCCUCUCUUCCUGUCCAGGAAUAUUUCGCCAUGCCUUUCGACCAAGUUCACAAGCAAUACGAAAUAGCCAGGCAUCUUCCACCCUCGCUCUACGUCCUCUUUGUCCAAGCCAGCGCCUACGGCCAGGCCUGCGGUGAGUAGCCCGGA